GAUAGUCAGAGAGAAAGCAGGGAGACCCACGUGUUUUGUCGGCAGCGGAGUUGCAGCCUUCUCACGGACUCCUAAUCGGAGCAGUAAAUUUGUUGAACGCGGCUAAAUGCCCGAGAGAGACUCAAGGAGUGCGCCGAUGGUGCGCGCGAGACGGAGUGCUUCCGUGGAUGAUGCCGUUCCCAGCUCAGAGUUCACGAUGGCGCAGGAGGAAUGUGACAGCCUCACUCGGCACUCAGGUGUCCUUGACACGGGCGGACGGUGUGCGUUCAAGUUCGGGAUCGGGGGCUGGCGGAAAAGCUGCCUCCACCUUGUGCUUUUGCUCCUGCUCGCCGUCCUGGUGUUGAACUUUGCUCUGACCAUCUGGAUCUUUAGAGUGAUCCACCUCAACACAGAGGGUAUGGGGCUUCUGAAAGUGACAUCACAGGGGGUGAGUCUCCAAGGAGUGUCAGAACUCCUCUCCUCCAUCUACGCCCAGGAAAUUCACUCCAGAGAGGACACCCCACUUCACGUGCACUCGUCCCAAAAUGUGACACUCAGUGCCCGUGAUGGAAAAGGGGGGGCAAUGGGUAGCCUUACUGUGGCUCCACGGAUGGUGAAGGCCUACGCUGAGUUCCUCCAGGUGAAGUCGGACAAGGGCAAGUUGAUUCUCUCUGCAGAUGACAGUCGGGUGGCGGUGGGGGCAGAGAAACUUCGAGUCACAGGGCCUGAUGGUGCUCUGUUUGAGCACUCGAUAGAGACACCUCUGAUUAGAUCAGCAAACUUUGAGGAUUUACGGUUGGAGUCUCCCACUCGUUCCCUGAGCAUGGACGCUCCUAAAGGAGUCAGCGUCCACGCUGUGGCAGGAGGUGCGGAGGCCGUGUCCAACAUGGACAUCGUGCUGCUCUCCAGGGACGGAAUGCUGGUGCUGGAUGCUGGGACCGUGCGACUGCCCAAACUUCCCCUGGGCACCGGGGGGAAAAGAGGAGCCACCCGGGGACUGUACGAAGUCUGCAUGUGUCCCGACGGAAGGCUGUACGCGUCUGCAGCCGGCGCGGGCUCCACGUGCCACGAGAACAGCCAGGACUGUUAGCGGAUGACGGAACCGACAGAACAUCCUGAAGCUGCGGAAUUAUCAACAUAUUUGUCGCAAUAUUGCAACUAUAUUGUUCAGAGACAUACCAAAAAAAAAAAAAAAAAAAUCUCAACAGCAAGACUGGACUUCGAAUGGUACCAAUAAAAUGUGCGGUAGGCAUAGCCUACGUCCAAAAACGA
Anguilla anguilla (European eel) is the source of this 1251-nucleotide messenger RNA. RefSeq names its product gamma-sarcoglycan-like. The transcript is spliced from 8 exons. The record is from RefSeq and is a predicted model, not a curated record. Gene Ontology annotation, cellular component: sarcoglycan complex; sarcolemma. Lineage: Eukaryota; Metazoa; Chordata; Actinopteri; Anguilliformes; Anguillidae. Gene Ontology annotation, biological process: heart contraction; cardiac muscle tissue development. Bases 107 to 1069 code for a protein of 320 amino acids.